Messenger RNA from Macroventuria anomochaeta, 1647 nucleotides. RefSeq names its product ribonuclease III. The record is from RefSeq and is a predicted model, not a curated record. Gene Ontology annotation, biological process: primary miRNA processing; regulation of gene expression; rRNA processing. Bases 70 to 1302 code for a protein of 410 amino acids. Gene Ontology annotation, molecular function: double-stranded RNA binding; ribonuclease III activity. Gene Ontology annotation, cellular component: nucleus. The transcript has a single exon. Lineage: Eukaryota; Fungi; Ascomycota; Dothideomycetes; Pleosporales; Didymellaceae.
UGUCCGCCUGCCGUUGUCCUCGUCGCCUUUCUUCGUCCCUCCGCCGGCUGCCGUCUAACUGUCUCUUCGAUGAAGCGGAUACCCCUCUCCCGGUGCACCUCGCACUUGCAGGCAGCGCCGUCGCCUCGCCGGCCCUCGUGCCUCUAUGCCGCCCAGCGCUCCAUCGCAGCUCGUAGCAACAGGAUACAAGCGCGUUUCCAGGCGACCGUGUCGAUACCCAAUGACGGCGAAUUGGAAGUCGAGCUCCCCGAAGAGCCCUCAAUUGUAGCCAGGCAGCCUGCAAAGCCAAAAACACGGCAAAGCCGCUGGCCUACUCCCCUCGAGAAACUGCCAUCACCACAUCCCAGCGCCGCCGAGCGCUCGGUAAAACUUCAUGCCCUCCGGAGCCGACUGUCUCUCCCGCAGCGAUUCCCUCUCCAGACCCUCGCCCGAUCCCUCGUGCAUCCCUCCGCAGACCCGAAUCCGGCCUUCAACAACGCCUCGCUGUCCAUCCUCGGCCGCCAUCUGCUCGGCUACUACACUACAGAAUGGCUCAUGUGCAACUACCCACGUCUGCCAAUGGCCGUGGUCUUUGCCGCAGUCGACGCAUACAUUGGCCCGAAAGCAUUGGCCACUGUCGCCAGCGAAUGGGGUAUCGAGGCUGCGGCAGAACCUGGAGGUGAGGUCGACCCAGGCCUCCUCCAGUUCAUGAGGAUUCAGUCAGGAGGGGAGCUGCCAGCAUCCCUGAGACGUCAGGCACCAUGGAGCUGGAACGUCACAACAACACACAAGAUUAUGAAGACAGACGAGUUUGGCUCGGACAACGCCGCACCGGGCCCACACUCGCUGAACAGCACGCCAGUGCCAAUGGAGGAAGCGGCACAGUCGUUCGUCAGGGCUCUGGUAGGAUCGCUACACCUGCAGCUCGGCGCGCCGCUCGUCAAGCGCUUCUUCCGCGACCACUUCACAAGCCGACACCUCGACAUUGGCACGCUCUUCGAUUUCCGCACACCGACACGCGAUCUCUCGAAACUGUGCGCGCGAGAAGGCUUCGAGGCCCCUGUUGCCCGCCUGGUCUCCGAGACCGGUCGUCUGAGCAGACACCCCGUGUUUGUCGUGGGUGUAUACAGCGGCAAGGACAAGUUGGGCGAAGGUGCGGGAAGCUCACUGGAUGAGGCACGAACAAGAGCAGCGGCCGCAGCGCUGAAGGCGUGGUAUCUAUACAGGCCACUCGAGGUCACCGUACCCAGCAGCACAGAAGGCGCGCUCGACACAUCGAAGUGGAGGCCGAACAUGAUCGACUGCGGCGAAGUCAUCGUGUAAGAGGCGGAAACAAAAACACACUUUUGGAGUACGGGACGAUUUUUCAGCAUGUACGCAUAGAUGGCCGGCAUCUUCUUCACCUGUACACUUUGGGAUGACAAGACUUUGGGCGCGUAUGUGAAGCGACGAGAAAGUAACACGAGGAAGAAGGGGGAAGGAAGAAGGAAGCUGGACGGAAGAACGGAGGAAGAAGGAGACCAAGAGCGCUGUGUCGUUUUGGCGCAUUGCAUGUACCAUAUGUGACACCAUUUGGGAUACCACUGAGAUCCGGAACUUGUAAAGAAUACGAAGACGAAGUUGCAUUCCAUCCAUUCGACCCUCCCUGUUCACGCUAGCUACUGGUAC